This is a messenger RNA of Chelonoidis abingdonii (Abingdon island giant tortoise), 7095 nucleotides long. RefSeq names its product FERM and PDZ domain containing 3 (gene FRMPD3). The record is from RefSeq and is a predicted model, not a curated record. Gene Ontology annotation, molecular function: protein binding. NCBI's taxonomy places the organism in Eukaryota, Metazoa, Chordata, Testudines, Testudinidae. Gene Ontology annotation, cellular component: cytoskeleton.
GAGAGAGGGGACAGGGGAAGAGGUUAAAUAUCCCACCAACCGCUUCGGCCGGAGGGAGCAGACAGUGAGUAUCAUGCACCACGAAGCAGCUCUCAUGUGAUGCAGGAGGAGAGCUGUGAUGAUAUGGAAUGUGGUCAGCUGCCUUCAGACGCUCUCCGACAGGUGAAAAUCCAGCGUGACCCCCUCUACGGCUUUGGUUUCGUGGCCGGCAGCGAGAGGCCAGUGGUGGUGCGCUCGGUAACAGCAGGAGGCCCCUCUGAGGAUAAACUCUUGGCAGGAGACCAGAUUGUGGCCAUAAAUGAUGAGGAUGUGAGUGAAGCCCCCAGAGAGAGAUUCAUUGAUCUGGUCAGGAGUUCCAAGGACUUCAUCAUCCUCACUGUGCUGCAGACUCACCAGUCCCCAAAAUCUGCUUUCAUCAGUGCAGCCAAGAAGGCAAAACUGAGGUCCAAUCCAGUGAAGGUCCGAUUUUCAGAACAGGUCACGGUUGGUGAGACAGAUCCAGAGAUGUUGAAGAAGGAAGCUCUCCUCCUCAUCCCCAAUGUAUUGAAGGUUUUCCUGGAGAACGGGCAGAUCAAGUCAUUCACAUUUGAUGGCCGAACAACAGUCAAGGACGUGAUGGUGACGCUACAGGACCGCCUCUCCCUGAAAUACAUCGAACAUUUUGCCCUGGUCCUGGAGUAUUCCAGCCCAGAGCAGAGCCACAAGUUCCUCCUCCUGCAGGAGAAGCAGCCCCUGGCCCACGUGGUACAGAGGACACAUUAUCAGGGGAUGCGAUGCCUCUUUCGUGUGAGCUUCUUCCCCAAAGACCCGGUGGAGCUGCUGCAUCGAGACCCAGCAGCGUUUGAGUACCUGUACAUCCAGAGCCGCAACGAUGUGAUCAGGGAGCGCUUUGGGAUGGACCCCAAGCCAGAGACGCUACUGGGUUUGGCUGCCCUCCAUAUCUACAUCACCGUCUCUGCCACCCGGCCAGCCCAGAAGGUGUCCCUCAAAACUGUGGAGAAGGAGUGGGGGCUGGAGCCGUUUCUGCCUCCUUCACUUCUGCAGCUCAUCAAAGAGAAGAGCCUUCGGAAAUCUCUCUCUCAGCAGCUGAAGGCCCAUCAGAACCAGCCGCCCAGUGGCACCAAGGUUUCAACAACGCAGGCAAAGCUCCAGUAUCUGCGGAUCUUGAAUGAGCUUCCGACCUUUGCAGGAGUCCUCUUCAACACAGUGGGACUGGACGAGAAGCAGCCGGCCACCAUGCUCCUGGUGGGCCCCCGCCACGGUAUCAGUCAUGUCAUCGACCUGAAGACCAACCUCACCACGGUGUUGUCAGAGUUCAGCAAGGUCAGCAAGAUCCAGCUGUUCAGGGAAAACCAGGGUGUGGCACGAGUGGAGACCAGCAUCCUGGAUGCCAAGCCGCUGGUGCUGCUGAUGGAGUGGCCUGAAGCCACCAAUUUUGCCUGCCUGAUAGCAGGCUACUGCCGCCUCCUGGUGGACACCAAGAAGAUGAUCUUUUCUAGGCCAUCCAGCCAGCCGCCUCCUCCUCCUCAGAUUUCCAAGGCAGAUUACAUCAACGCGCACAACACCCACCAGCCGGCUGCAGUGGGGCACUCGGGAAAGAAAGAGAGCGGGUUCGUGGGUGGCACUGCCUCCAGCCCCAGGGAAUCCAGCCCUCGAGUUCCCAAGGGGUCAGACUCGGAGCUCGUCAGCUUUUGUUACCUGCACAUGCGGGAGCAGAGGAAGCGACGAGAAAACAGGACAGACAUCAAUGAAAACCUGAUCUUCUUUGAGGAAACCAGGCCCAGGACCAAAUCCGACCCCACUUCCAAAAGCUCCGGCCAAGGCUAUGACGGUGUUGCCAAUGCGUACAACCCAGAUGGCCUUGACCAGGGCCACCAGGCAAGUAGGGCAAGGGCCAACACCAUGGACAACCACAUGAGGAACGACGCCAUGCACUUCUACUGUAACUCCUGCAAAGCCAAACUCAAGAGCCGGCUAGCCUCUCGAAAAGGUGGCAAGCCUGGCAGCUCCCAUGACAACAUAGUGGACUUGAUGUCCCUCCCGCCUCCGGGGAGCGAUGAGGAAGAGGACGAGACCACUGCCCUGCUCCCCGCUAUUGCUGCUCCGCCUCCGGGUUUUCGAGAUAAUAGCUCUGAUGAGGAUGACCCCAAGCGCAGGGCGGCCGCACAGAGUCAGGAGCAGGGCCGUCACCUCUGCAGCAUCCUGUACGACGAGAUCCCCGUUACGCUGAUAGACAGCGUGCAAACGAGGACGGUCCGAGACCAUGCCCAGGAGCUGGACGAUGCCCUGGUGUCCACCCUGCAGGCUCUGGAAGCCCUAGCUGCUUCGGAGGAUUGUCCGCACCCCCAGCCACAACAGACAGCAGGUCUGAUUGUUCUGGCUGCCAUCACGCCCGAGUCCUCCUUGGACUCCGGCCACGAAACCAACUCCUCAGAGCUAACCGAUGUCUCAGAGAUGGUCUCGGCCAUGAAGCAGCACCAGAACGCCGCCUACUUCCUGGCCCAGCACAUCAACAAAGAAAAGCUGCUCGCCAGGAAGGACCUUCCCUUCCGAAUCCAGAGCUGUGCUGCCCAAGCUGUCCUCACCUCGCCAUACCUUCUGGGGCGCCAGGAGCCAGGCCCUUCGCUGAAGCCAGCUUUCUCUAACCAGCCCCCCAGCCUCGCUUGCAGCAAGAUUAAGCAGGAGCAGCAGCAUGGAGAGCAGGGUUACACCUUGGCUGUCCAGCCAAUGCACUCACCGCAGCUGAAUGAGCAGAAGAACAGAGGCAUGACAAUGCCAGGCUCUGAAUGCAAAGGCCCCAGCCACUCAAAAGCAGCCUUUGAGGUGUCACUGCACACUGCGACUGCCUCGAGCAGGGACCAGGUGCAGGAUCUACGGGAGAAGAUGCCCAAAGAGGUCCAGCUGAGCCCUAAACUAACCCUGGAUCCUAAGGGUGGAGUGACCUUUUCAGCUGCUCAGCAGCAAGUGGUGAGCAGAAAAGGUUCCCCUGCCCAAGUGGCAGCCGUGGUGGCUAGUCCUCAAGCAGACAAGCAGGCCAGUGGGAGCAGCAGCUGUGUGCCUUCCAGUAGCAAGCAUUUAAAAUUUAAAGGGAGUCAGCCAGCUGUGGAGACCUUGUGUGACUGCCAACCACAGCCGCAAGGCGAAGCCUCUCUGAGCCCGAAAGAGCCUCAUGGCAGUAGGGGCGACACUUUCCAUCCCUCCCCUGUGGGUGGCGAAAGACUGCAGCCCAAGACUCUUCUUUCAAAGAGCUACCCGCAGAAAGUGAACGGAGACCCUGGAGGGAAGCCGGCAAGUGGGGAGCCAGGUCAAAAAGCAAAAGGCGACGCUGCUAACUCUGCCUAUCAGAAACACAUUAGUCCUGUGAGCCAAGGGGAGGAAAUGCAGCAUGAAAGUUGUGCCAAAAGCUUAAAAACAGAGGGUAGCAGUCUGCACUCUCCGUCCACCAGUGGUACUUCCAGGAGCACCAGUGAGGAUCCCAAAGGGCAGAUCCAGCUGGUGUCCAGAUCUGAGGGCUUGCAAAUUAGUACCGUGCCUUCCAAGAAAGCAGAAAAGGUCCUGGAGGUGACCCAUCAGGACUCUGAUGUUCCAGCUAAACCCAAAGCCCCAAAAGCCCAUUUCAGGUUGAGGAAGCUGUUUUCUGCUACCUUCCCGACACGGCUGAAGAAGGAGAUAGAUGAGCGGCAGGCCCAGCUGCAGAAGGUGAAACAGUACGAGCUGGAAUUCCUGGAAGAGCUGCUCAAGCCAAAGACCAAAGGUGACCUCCCACCACCGGAAUACCUGCACCCUUCUGUGCCUGGGCGCUGCAGCUGUCAGCUGAAGAGCAGCCCUGUGCAGAAAGUCCCAGGGAUGUCCAGGGAGCAGAGGCGCAGCUGCGACUGCAAGCGGAUCUGUAGAGGGGUGAGACCGCACCCCAACCAGAUAGCAGCACCAGAGCUGGAGAGGCAAGGGAAGGAGAAGGCCCCUGACAACCAGAAGCAGGCAGAAGCAGGUAGACUUACAAGCAUGAGCAGCCCUUCUAAGAGCAGGCGGAUACGAUCCACAAGUUUAGAGUCCAGAGACUACCGGUCAGAUCCAGAGAAUGGCAUGUCUUGUUUGACAACAUGCACCUCCCGUGGAGAGUGCAUGGGGGCACCACACUACAAGAAGCUGAUGCGCCGCUACAGUGUCAGUGAAAUAGACCAGACUGACCAAACAUCUCUCUCCUCUGACAUCUACCAGGACACCUAUCCAGCCAAGCAGACAGGCUUGCAGAGUGAGGGUGAUCCCGGGGCUCAUAGCUCUGUGCCUAAGAGCAAGAUCCAGGAAUCCCCAAGAACAGGUGACCCAUCUUAUGUUCAAAUAGCACAGGAGAAGAAGAACCAGAAGGGCCCGAUGGCUUUCUCCAUCCAGGAGGAGAUGUACCCUAGUCACGCUGAGCUGCCAGAAGAAGACAUGGAGGACAAGAAGUGCUGCUCCAUCCGGUAUUGCUUCUACUAUAGGAAGUGCGAUGUGGCAGAUGACGGGAGUGAGAAAGAUGAGCUCUCUUAUUCCAUCCCCAUGCAGAUCCUGCCAGGCAUGAAGCUGGACAAUCAGAUGAUCCCGGUAAUGAGCAGGACCCUCCAGGUCCUGGAUGCCACUGCCUGCAGCAGCCCUGAGGACAGCCAGACCCAAGAGAUAGACUUAAGGACCUCCACGUUUGAGGGGAGCCUGGCUAAGGUCCAUGCCCUUCGAGGCCAUGCCUAUGCAUUGCCAGACGGGUUUCUGGCAGUGCAGCUGGACACUAACAAGCUCCUGACCAUCCUAAGGCAGUGCGUGGUGAGCCCCGAAAUUCGAGACUGCAAACCCUACAUCUCUCACCUGGCCGAAUACAAGCAAGAGCUUGCCCUGAAGUUCAAAGAAUUCAGGGCCUCCUGCCGCAGGGUGGCAGCUGUGGACAAGAGCCCGACGCACAUGCUCUCAGCAAUCGCAAGCAGCUUCCAGGUGUUGAGCAGCCUCAUCGAGACAUUCGUGAAGCUAGUGUACAUCGUGCGUUCUGAGUCCCAGCGCCAGGAGCUGCUGACCAAGGUGGAGGAGGUGGUGCGGAAUUACACUUUCUUGCUGAGGGCGGCAGAGGAGUCGACAGCCAGAACGCUGAGUCACCACCAGACGGCGGAGCAGUCCCGCCAGUCAGCCACGGUUGGAACUGUUAUGAGUACAUUCACCCGCUCCUUGAAGACGCUGAUCAAUAAGUAAGCUGGCUACGGAACCGAAUGAGCCAGUGUAUUCCAAGCUGUGUGUCAGUGGUUCUUGUAGCGAGAGUGUGUCCAUAGGUAAGGCCUGUUUGUAACGGGGCUGCAGGGGCAAAGUCAUUCUUUACUUCUCUGUGGAGUGAAUAGCUGCACUGGUGGAGUUCGAAGGAGAAAUUUAAGUCUAUAGUUAGCUGUUUGCCAGCCUGUAGAUGGCUCCAGGCAGCUACUCUGCAUGCUCUCCCAUGCUGUCUUAUCAGUGACCUUACCUGGGAGAUGUAGCAAUUCACUCCCCCUGCUAAUUUGGUUCUGGGUCUCCCCUGUGCAGACAGCGGACACUUUUUACUUUAGCAUGGUGCACUGGGCCAGUCUGUAAGUAGGAACCGAGCUGAACCCUCCAGCUUCACUUGGGUCUGAGUCUGCUUGGAUCCAAGCCAGCGUCUUGCCAUGUAAACAGCUCUUAUGCCUCCAGAGACCCUCAGACUACAAGUGCUGCCCUCAGUUAGCAGCAGGAUAUAAAAGUCCCCAAGGCCACAUUAGAGGGAGUGAAGUAGUCUCAAGGAGGGGGGAAUCCUAUAGACCUGAUGCAGGGAGUUGGGUUCCCCUAGCAGAUUUCAGAAUGCCAGCCCAGAUGGGCACGCACUUGCUCUGGUCACAGGCACUAACUAGUGCAAUGUAGCAACCCAGGGUUACAACUUAAUGCAUCCAAGCAGGUCUUUUCUUUCUUGGCUGGAUGGAUAUAGCUGAGUUACAGAACACCUGGGGAACCCAGCCUGUUCCAUAAUUAGCCCAGCCUGUGGCUUGUUAUAGCAGUUAGGGGUAGACCUCCUUCACCCACCUCUCCAGUGCUGUGAAGGCUCAGUCCACAGCCCUGUGGGACGGUGUGUAAUGUCCAUUAGGGAGUGAGCAGCAGAGAAUAAAAACCAACUGGCUUUCACCUAUAGCAUAAAGUUGGAAUUCAACAGCUGUUCUGGAAGGGAGAUACAUAGGCUCCACCUCUUGAGCCAGUCAUUCCCACCUGCCUGCUGAUCGAGGUGGGGAGAUCCUGGGAACUCUCUCUUACUAUGCCACUGGAUCGAUUGCCAAGAGAAGUCGUUUUUAGCAUUUUGGGGGUUUUUUUCUUCCAGACGUGUGGUGAAAUGGUGCCUACUUGCUUUCCAUCAUCCUCAACACGCCCCCAAACCUAGCAUCCGUUGCUAACAAAUCAGAGCACCUUAACUGGUGUGUCAGUGCACCUCCCUCUCCUCCAAAACAGAGUCGAGGGGAAACCCCAGGUCUCUGCAUCCACCCUAAUCACCUCACCCACUCUGCCUCAUGCCCACAUGAGAACAGGCCAUGGUGGAAUCCCUGUGUUGUUGUGUUUUAGAGCAUAUGCAUCCAAGUCUAAAAGAAAGAGAAAUUAGAUUGGCUAGUGAAGGCAGGUGUCGGAACGGAGAUGCACACUCACUUGUAGAGUGUAAAGAGAUGAUUAGGGAUCUCAAUCCAAUGGAUCACCUCCUAUCGCUAUUUUUAUAUGAGACACAUACAUUUGAAAUCUCUUGUUUUCCAUACAAGUUAUGGAAAUGCACAAUGUGCUUUUAACACGUGUCCUUUAUGUAGUGCAAUAAUGUUCCCUGGCCCACAGCUUCAACCAGCCUUUGGCCAUUGUCAUCAGCAAAGAACGGAGGAUCUCAGUAUAUGGACAGAGCACCUCUUGCCACCGGCAUGUAGCAAAAUAUGCAGUGGAAUAGCCAAAGCAGAGUUCAGUCCAUGGCAGGCGAUGCCUAUUACAGUCCUGAAGGCCAACAGGAGGCUGUCCCCAUCCAUUAUCUACUAAGAAACGGAGAGUUUCCUUGAGCUCCCCACCAUGCCUAUAUCAUUCCUCCAUAAAUCUCUCAGCCUAAUAGAGAGG